ACUGUGGCGAUGUCUGGGAGAGGAAAGGGCGGUGGCGGGAAAGCUCGGUCGAAGGCGAAGUCCCGGUCGUCCCGGGCUGGGCUGCAGUUCCCGGUGGGCCGUGUUCACAGGCUCCUGAGAAAGUGUAACUAUGCUGAGCGUGUGGGUGCCGGAGCGCCGGUCUAUGUGGCUGCGGUGCUCGAGUACCUGACGGCUGAAAUCCUCGAGCUGGCCGGUAACGCGGCCCGGGACAACAAGAAGACCCGCAUCAUCCCCAGGCACCUCCAGCUGGCCGUGCGCAACGACGAGGAGCUCAACAAGCUGCUGGGAGGGGUGACCAUCGCUCAGGGCGGGGUGCUGCCUAAUAUCCAGGCCGUGCUGCUGCCCAAGAAAACCGCCGCUGGGGGCGCCACUAAAAAAAAGCUGAUUGUGGCGAUGUCUGGGAGAGGAAAGGGCGGUGGCGGGAAAGCUCGGUCGAAGGCGAAGUCUCGGUCGUCCCGGGCUGGGCUGCAGUUCCCGGUGGGCCGUGUUCACAGGCUCCUGAGAAAGGGUAACUAUGCUGAGCGUGUGGGUGCCGGAGCGCCGGUCUAUCUGGCUGCGGUGCUCGAGUACCUGACGGCUGAAAUCCUCGAGCUGGCCGGUAACGCGGCCCGGGACAACAAGAAGACCCGCAUCAUCCCCAGGCACCUCCAGCUGGCCGUGCGCAACGACGAAGAGCUCAACAAGCUGCUGGGAGGGGUGACCAUCGCUCAGGGCGGGGUGCUGCCUAAUAUUCAGGCCGUGCUGCUGCCCAAGAAAACCGCCGCUGCGGGCGCCACUAAAAAGUGAAGGGGCCGUUCUGUAACCUGACAACCCAAAGGCUCUUUUAAGAGCCACCCACAACAUCAAUGAAAAGCAGUUAGACUGUCA
Messenger RNA from Stegostoma tigrinum, 888 nucleotides. RefSeq lists its product as uncharacterized. Bases 10 to 807 code for a protein of 265 amino acids. NCBI's taxonomy places the organism in Eukaryota, Metazoa, Chordata, Chondrichthyes, Orectolobiformes, Stegostomatidae. Gene Ontology annotation, molecular function: structural constituent of chromatin; protein heterodimerization activity; DNA binding. The record is from RefSeq and is a predicted model, not a curated record. Gene Ontology annotation, cellular component: nucleosome. The transcript has 3 exons.